UCUCGCACAUCCUCUUGCUGCCGAGGAUGAGGCCCUCGCCGAGCUGAGGGGCACGUCGCUGGACGGCGACGGGGUCGCCGACGAGGCCGCGGGCGGCCGGCUGGAGCUGUGGCGGGGCGAGCGGCAGGCGCGGCGGCUCUUCGAGGGCCGGGUGCUGCCGCUGCUGCGCGGGCUCGGCGCGGGGUGGUGGCCGGACACUUCCUUCCGCCUCUUCCAGCGGGCCGCCGGCGCCGUGCUGUCGCGCGGCUUCUGCAUCGGCGGCCGCGGGCCGUUCCUGGUGCCGUUCGCGGACAUGCUCAACCACGCGCCGCCGGGGGACGGCCACACGCGGCUGGAGGGCGACCCGG
Prorocentrum cordatum is the source of this 347-nucleotide messenger RNA. The record is from the annotation of a GenBank genome assembly. NCBI's taxonomy places the organism in Eukaryota, Dinophyceae, Prorocentrales, Prorocentraceae.